Molecule: messenger RNA, 1223 nt
Organism: Pseudo-nitzschia multistriata
Lineage: Eukaryota; Bacillariophyta; Bacillariophyceae; Bacillariales; Bacillariaceae
Source: the annotation of a GenBank genome assembly
ACACAGUUUUCAUUUUUGCGCUGAACGAACGAACGAACCAAACGUAAUCUCCCAUCAUAAACGGCGGGUCACAAUCUCACGACCAUUUCUACCCCAACGACAACAAUUGCAACAGCAAACCAUUCACGAUGAAAAUCAGAACCUUGUUUCAACUCUUUGCCCUCUUUAUUCUGGCGGUCGCGGUACGUUCGAAACAGCACCGCGUGGUCUAUUCUUUUUUCCGAGCGCCGGUCGAUGAGUAAACCGAUCCAUCGGCCGGGGUGUUCCAUCUUGAACCAAGAAUGUUAACAGUCGCCUUCCACUUUCUCACCCUUCUUUCCUGCUUUGAUCGUCGCAAACGAACAACGCAUACUACGCACGUACGUUGAAUUGCGCCGAACGGGUUUGAUCUUCCAUACAGUCGGCACAGUCGUCGGCAAUCGAUGAUGAACACACGGUAGGUAACAGUGUCGAAAGUGUUUUCUUUCGAUCGAACAAGCUUGGGGGAGCGAGUCCGGAAUCGAAUGGCAUGGGGUUCGCUGGAAUCGAGUAAAACCCAUGACCAUGCAAACCAUGCCAACAACUAUCGUCUCGAUCUCUUUCACUCACGAAACUUUCUUUGCUCAUUUCACGUCUUCUUCCUUCAAAGGAACGCCGCCUGCGUGGACCGCACAAGGCAGGCAGGGGCUUCAACAAGAGACCGUUCAAAGGGGGACGUGGAAAAAAGGGACCAUACAAAGGACCAUACAAGGGAGGACGUCCAGCAAAGAAAGGCUUCAACAAAGGACCAUACCGUAAGGGAGGACCCGGAAGAAAGGGACCGUACAAGAGAGGACGCGGAGGACCAUACAAGAAAGGCUGGGGAGGACGAGGAGGACGGGGAAGACAAGGAGGAUACCGCAAACACACCAAGAGCUUCUAGGCUGCUUGUCGCAGCCGGGGCGAGAGUUUGCUGAGCGAUCCGCGCCGCACCUCGGAGAUCGAAGAGAAUCGCGGUCGAGUGUCCAGCGAUGCUUGGAUCCAUCGAGUGCCGGCGGGGUCGAUCUCGAGGGGUUCUCCCMUGCAACGGCGUGUCCCGACCAAACAAGGGCCGACGGAACUUGAACACGCGAUGAUCUACUACGUUAUUAUCAUCAACCAAUUGAGUAGUACUAGCACCAAGCGAUCCAUCUAUCUAUCCCUUCGUUGUCGAAAAGAAGAAGAAAUUGUAAAGUGUUCACUGUUUAUAAAAGUUAACAAACGUA